Cylicocyclus nassatus is the source of this 1518-nucleotide messenger RNA. Lineage: Eukaryota; Metazoa; Nematoda; Chromadorea; Rhabditida; Strongylidae. The record is from the annotation of a GenBank genome assembly.
AUCGAACUGUUCUUUCAAUCCUUAUCCGAAAGUUCAACAAAUUUCUGGUGAUGACGGUGUCCUACAAUGCUGAUGUCUCAUCUGCUUCUGGCUUUACCUUUGUUCGACUUCUGCUGCGAUGGCGAGGAUCGAUUUGGAAAUCGAUAAUGUUAGAGUUAGUAAUGUGGAUUAUUUUUUACUACAUAAUUUUCGGUGUUUAUCGAUAUGCUCUUCCAACAGGAGCACAAAGAACUUUUGAAAGGAUCGCAACUUAUUGCGAUAAGAAUCUGGUGCAUAUUCCAUUGACGUUCAUGCUUGGAUUCUUUGUUUCGAUGAUUGUCGACCGAUGGAGGAAUACAUUCAACAAUAUGGGAUGGAUUGAAAACUUGGCUCUAACAGUUGCAAAUCUUCUUCGAAGUAAUACCGCCGAAGCUAGGCAAAUGCGACGCAAUAUCGUUCGCUAUUGUGUCUUAUCUCAGGUACUCGUAUUUCGAGACUUAUCGCUAAAAGUACGUAGAAGAUUUCCAAAUUUGGAUUCGGUAGUAACUGCUGGAUUUCUUCACGAGAAUGAGCUACAAAGUCUCACGGAAAUCCGCAUCGUCUACAACAAAUAUUGGGUACCAAUCAACUGGGCUCUCAAUACAUGUGUAAAGGCGUUAGAAAAGGGAUACUUUGAAACCCCAUAUGCUAUGAUUGUUGUACAAACGGAGAUCAAAACCUUCCGUACAGCAUUAGCAAUGCUCUGCAACUUUGAUUGGGUUCCAGUGCCAAUUGCAUACCCGCAGGUUGUCUUCUUAGCUGUUCGAUCCUACUUCAUUAUAUGUUUGAUCUCGCGUCAGUUCGUUCUCGGCGAAGAACCAAUGUUCCGUAGCAUUAUCGACUUGUACGUACCUUUUAUGACGGUGCUGGAGUUUAUAUUUGUCGUUGGCUGGAUGAAGGUCGCAGAAGCGCUGUUAAAUCCUCUUGGCGAGGACGACGAUGACUUUGAAUGCAACUUUCUGAUCGACAAAAACAUAGCUACUGGCUUGAUGAUCGUUGACAACCAGUACGGUUUUUGUCCUGAGCCAGCUCCUGAUUGUUUUUCUGAUCCUGACUAUAAACCUCUUUAUUCGGAAGACAGCCAUUUGCAUGGUGCUGAUCAUGCUCUUGUGGGAUCGGCUGAAAAUUACGAUUUCACUAAGGGCGAGGAAGUAAAAAUGGUUUCUAAGAGACCAGAAGACUUUCCGCUAAGUGCGGAAUCUUAUGAGACUACACCGAAGUUCCUCAGAAAACUCAGCUCAGCACUUUCAAACAGGUCACGAUCGAGCUCAAUGGCUAAUCGCGUUGAUUUGGAGAAAGAGGAAAAUAAUGUUCGAAAACAGAGUCAACCAAACCCUGCUCUGGAGGCAGUCGCAGAGGAAAAUUACAGCACUAUCUCGACCAUAAUUAUACCAAGUGAUAGCGAGGAUGUGACAUUCGAUUUGAGAGGAGAUAAACGGAAGUAGAUUAGCGUCUGCACUAGCCGAUGAAUGUUUGGUUGACCGCUGUUCUUAUUUAUGC